Molecule: messenger RNA, 1878 nt
Organism: Arabidopsis lyrata subsp. lyrata
Lineage: Eukaryota; Viridiplantae; Streptophyta; Magnoliopsida; Brassicales; Brassicaceae
Product: protein disulfide isomerase-like 1-1
Exons: 9
Coding region: 150-1655 (501 amino acids)
Biological process (GO): response to endoplasmic reticulum stress; protein folding
Cellular component (GO): endoplasmic reticulum
Molecular function (GO): protein disulfide isomerase activity
Source: RefSeq, a predicted model, not a curated record
UAAUAUCCAAUUAGGGAUUGCCACGUGGAUACGUGACCAUUUAGGAGCAUUCAGUUUUCGUGUUUUGCAGUGAUAAAUAUCUCUCAGAGCUAACCCCGGAGAGCUUACAGAAUUCAAGCUAAACAUUGUUAGAGAGAAAGAGAGCGAUAAUGGCGAUGAGGCGAUUCGCGUUGUUUUCGAUCCUUGUGUUGUCGUUGUUCGCUUCUUCUAUCAGAAGCGAAGAGACGGAGACGAAGGAGUUCGUGUUGACCUUGGAUCACACUAACUUCACCGAUACCAUCAACAAACACGAUUUCAUCGUCGUCGAGUUCUACGCCCCAUGGUGUGGACACUGCAAGCAGCUUGCUCCUGAGUAUGAGAAGGCUGCGUCAGAGUUGAGCAGUAACGUCCCUCCGGUUGUUCUUGCUAAGAUUGAUGCAAGUGAGGAAACAAACAGAGAAUUUGCAACCCAAUACGAGGUUCAAGGUUUCCCAACAAUCAAGAUUUUCAGAAACGGAGGUAAAGCUGUUCAAGAAUACAAUGGACCUCGUGAAGCUGACGGCAUUGUUACUUACUUGAAGAAACAAAAUGGACCUGCUUCAGCUGAAAUUAAGUCAGCUGAUGAUGCUGCUGAUGUUGUUGGUGACAAGAAGGUUGUUGUGGUUGGGAUUUUCCCUAAACUAUCUGGCUCCGAGUUUGAUUCUUUCAUGGCCAUUGCUGAGAAAUUGCGCUCUGAGUUAGAUUUUGCACACACCUCGGAUGCCAAACUUCUUCCCCGUGGAGAAUCAUCUGUAACAGGACCUGUAGUCAGGCUAUUCAAACCCUUUGAUGAACAAUUUGUUGAUACCAAGGAUUUCGAUGGUGAAGCUCUGGAGAAAUUUGUCAAAGAAUCCAGCAUUCCACUUAUCACCGUCUUUGACAAAGAUCCAAACAACCACCCAUAUGUUAUCAAGUUCUUUGAAAGCACUAAUAUCAAGGCCAUGUUGUUCAUGAACUUCACUGGAGAAGGAGCCGAGUCUCUUAAAUCAAAGUACCGUGAAGUUGCUACAUCCAACAAGGGACAGGGUCUUAGCUUCCUUCUAGGUGAUGCUGAGAACAGCCAAGGUGCAUUCCAGUACUUUGGACUCGAAGAGAGCCAAGUUCCUCUCAUCAUCAUCCAGACUGCUGACGACAAGAAAUACCUGAAAACAAAUGUGGAGGUUGACCAGAUUGAAUCAUGGGUUAAGGACUUCAAGGAUGGAAAAAUUGCUCCCCACAAAAAAUCUCAACCUAUCCCAGCCGAAAACAACGAGCCAGUGAAGGUUGUUGUUUCUGACAGCCUUGACGACAUUGUCUUAAACUCUGGAAAGAACGUCUUGCUUGAAUUCUAUGCUCCAUGGUGUGGACACUGCCAAAAGCUUGCUCCAAUCUUGGACGAAGUUGCUGUGUCGUACCAAAGCGACCCAAGUGUAGUCAUAGCUAAGCUAGAUGCAACCGCAAACGACUUCCCACGUGAUACCUUUGAUGUGAAGGGCUUCCCGACCAUUUACUUCAAAGCAGCAAGCGGAAACAUUGUGGUUUACGAAGGAGACAGGACAAAGGAAGAUUUCAUAAGCUUCAUCGACAAGAACAAGGACACAGUUGGAGAGGCUAAGAAGGAGGAAGAGACAACUGAGGAAGUCAAGGACGAGCUCUGAAAAAGAGAAAUGUUUUGUGUCUCUUAGCUGCUAGCUUAGUUUGGUAGUUUUGAGAAAAAUACACAGAAGAAAGACAAGAGCUUUGAGUAGACAGAGAGAGUGAGAGAGACGACAGACAGACAGAGAGAAUCUCUUUAUCUAUUCAUUAGGUUUUUUACAUGUGCACUCUGCAGAACAAUAAUUGCCUCUCUUUUUUUUUGGUUGAUUUUACCUUCUUCUUUUU